Molecule: messenger RNA, 1473 nt
Organism: Pipistrellus nathusii (Nathusius's pipistrelle)
Lineage: Eukaryota; Metazoa; Chordata; Mammalia; Chiroptera; Vespertilionidae
Source: the annotation of a GenBank genome assembly
AUGCCCUCUGCUGCUGGGGGCUGCGAUGGAAACCUGGAGACAGCGUGCACCGUCCUUGUCAGCAUUCUGAUGGACUUCUGUCAGAGUUCAAGGAUUUGUGACCCCUCAGAGAAUUCUGAUUUGGUUCUUGGUGGCUACAUGGGAAAUCGAGAUAUUUUUUCAAGAUUGCAGGAGAUGGCUGCUGACCUGGAACAGGGCCCAGUGGUGCCCCAUGGCCAUGCUUGGUCUCGGGGACACUUCCUCUUCAGAAUUUUCCACAGCCGGCUCCAGGCUCUUGCAGGGGGAUGGGACAUGGCUUCCCGCCUUCAGAGACAGCGGGAGCUACUCAUGUACAAAAGAAUCCUUCUCGGACUCCCUCCAUCUGUUCUUGUCGGCAACCCCCGGGCAGAACAACCAGCCAUCCCUGACUGCGCCGAGUUCUUCCACUUGGUCAACUCUGAGUUGAGAAACUUGUGUUCCCGCGGAGGUGCCCUGACACACGACAUUACCGUCCACUUCUUCAGGGGGCUCCUCCAGGCCUGCUUACGAAGCAGAGACCCCACCCUGACAGCCGACCAGAUCCUGACCUCCUGUCAGACGGAGUGCCCCUUGGUUUUAACCUCUGCUCUGUUGUGGUGGCAGCGCCUAGAGCCCGAGCUUCUCUGUCGGUGGAGAUGCUUCCAGAGCCCGCUGCCUCGAGAGCUGCAGAGGCUGCGUGACGCCUGGCAGUUUGCCAGCAGCCUCCUGUCCCCCGACACAGAGUACCCUGACACAGUGUCCCCUGCCCCGGGCCCGGCCUGGGUCUCUGCUGCUGCACUACACUUUGCGAUUCAACAAGCUGGGAAAGGGAGUCUGAAGAAAGGCCUGGAGAGGCUGGGCUGUCCCACGGAGGAGCUACUGGUUGUCCUGUUUUUCUUUUCCUUGAUGGGCCUGCUAUCGACACAUCUGACCCCACCGGCUGCCAGCUGCCUGACGGCUUUGGACGUUUGUGCUGAGAUCUUGGAGUAUUUGGAGAAGAGGAAAGUGCCCUGGCUGCCGCUCUUUCAGUUGACAGAAACAGAUGCUGGCCUGGGUCACCUCCUCUUCCUCCUGGCACCGGACCAGCAUGUAAGGCUGAUGCCAGUCGCCUUCUACAGCCUCCUCUCCUACUUUGACGAAGACGCGCUCACCCGGGACGAUGCCUUCCUGCCCAUUGCUGUGGACAUGUAUCUGAAGUUGCUUUGCCUCUUUGUAGCCGGCGAGACAGGUGUACUCUCAAGUCCGGCUAGCAGGACCCAGGAGCUCCAGGGUCAGGGCUGCCCUGUUGGCCUGAUAACUAAAGCUCGUCUUUUCCUGCUGCGAUCAAUACCUCGGUGUUCCAGAGCGAGCUUCUCUAAUAUGGCAGAGCUGCUGGCCACUCGUGGAGACUGUGACCCUGAAGUGAGUGCUGCCCUCCUGAGCAAGCAGCGGGCCAUGCAGGAUACUGGCCUCUCCCAGGAGCCCUGCCUCCUCUGA